AUGGAUUCUCCAUCAUCACCACCUGUAUUAUACUUAGGAGAUGAUGAUGAGGAUGAUAAUAUGUCCAGAGCAUCAUCAUCGAAUGAUAGACGAUUACCACGUAAAAAACGAAAAUUAACAAAUACAAAUGUUCAUAUUAAUUCAUCGGUUGUAAAUUGGUCAAAACGACAGCGAAAUGAUUAUUAUCAACAGCAAUCAUCACAACAUUGUAGUGAUUCUGAUUCCGAACCGAUUUUAAUUGAUCCAGAUGAGUAUAUUAUUGAAGAACCUGAUACUCAUUCAUUUCGUUCAUUUGAUUGGACAAUUCAGAAUCAACCACCUAAAUCACCUACACCACCACCACCUCCUCCAGUAUUAUCAACUAAAAUCUCAUCAAAUCCUAUUCGAAGAUCAUCACCAAGAGUACCAAAUACACCGUUGACGAAUGUAAAUCAUGUAGGAAAACGUCCAAUAGAGAAAUCCCAUACAACUUCAGUUCAAAAUUCAAAUGAUAAAAAUAUUCAACAGUCAAGAAAACUAAUUGCCAUGCCAGCACCACGACCAUCACUUGCAGUUUUAACAUUACCUGUAUCUAAACCACCACCACCACCACCAUUAUCACCUAUUCGAUCAAGUACACGACGAGGACGUCCUGUUAAAAACUCCCGAAUUCCUUAUGCACAAUCGACUUCACCACCAUCAUUACGUCAACGAUCUGAACAACAGACGUCGCCAUCAUCAUCUUUACGUCCACGACUCGAGCAACAAACUUCACGAUCAUCAACAUCAUCGACUACGACAGCAGUAAUUACUCCUUCAACCGAAAUUCGUCGUCAAGUACUCAAUGGUACAGGUUUAUUGUCUGCUUUUCAUGAUACAAAAUAUUAUCAAUGCAAUAUAUGUAAAUUUAAAAGUGUGACAAGUUCAACUCUUCUUCAACAUCUUUUUACGCAUAUGUUUUUCUGUGAACAAUGCUCAUUUUAUACAUAUUCACAUUAUACUCUUUCUCAACACAUAUUUGAAAAACAUAGUGUAACUGAAACUAUUCAUGAUCCAGCAAAUCCAAAAGCAUAUGAUUUACUUUAUGUAACACGUUGCCAAGAUGGAACAUUUGCUCUAUGUAUGGAUUCAUCAUCAUCGGAUACUACAAAUAAAGCAAAUAAUACUAAUCAACAACUUAUUAUAUCAUCAGCAACAUAUAAUGAUCAACAACAAAAUAAACCAUUGAAGAAAAAACCUCUUAAACAAAAAGAAUUAUUAAAUGAAGAUGAUAAUGAUAUUGUUUUAUUAACAGAAAAAUGUAAUACGAAUCAUCGUUCAACAAUAUGUUUAAAAGAAAAAGAAAAAAAUUAUCAAAGUUAUGUUUUAAUAAAACAUCGACGAUUUUAUUCAUUAAAAAAACCACUUUGUUUACAUUCAUUAAUAUUAGAAUAUAAUAUAUGUCGAGAACAUACUAUUCGACAUAUGUGUCAAACACAAGAUAUAUUAAAACGACGAAAAUUUAUAACAAAAUUUUCUAAAACAAGAUUAGUUGAUGAAGUUGCUGAUUGUUUACGAACCAUUGUUAAUGAUAUUAUAGAUAGUGAAGAAAAUAACAGUGACCAAACAUCUCUCAUAUGUGCAUUACCAAAUCAUGUUCUCAAUUCGAUAUUGUCUAUUGAUAAUUUGAAUCUUAUAACUGAUUCAUUAAAAUUAAAUAAUAAAUAUGAUCAAAAUAUUGAACAAAAACAAUUAUAUGAUCAUGAACAUAAAUUACGUGAAAGUCGUGAAAAUAUAUUUGUUGUAUCUUCUCCAGAAACAAAUAAUAGUGAACAAGCAAUAAUUUCUUCAUUACAUUCAUCCAUGACGAAUGGUGAUUCAGUUUUUACACAAACGAAACUAGAUAAAAUAUCUUUUUCGAAUAAUUCUCAUCGAUUUUUAAAAACCAAUGCUACUAAACAACCACAAACAAAUACUUUCAAGUCAAAUGUUCAGAAAAAAGUGAACACUAAACCACCACCACCGCCGCCACUAUCAGUAGCGCUUUUACCAAAAGCUCCUUCACUUCGUCCUGUUCUUCAAAAACUUUCACGUCCUCUACCUAAUCCAUCAUUAUCUACAAUAAUUGAUAGAAAUAAUAAUCCAGUUCCAUCUACUACAACAUCGAAAUUAAGUCCAACAAAAACUCCUAGUGCUGUUAUCGUUCUUGAUUAA
This is a messenger RNA of Adineta steineri, 2172 nucleotides long. The record is from the annotation of a GenBank genome assembly. NCBI's taxonomy places the organism in Eukaryota, Metazoa, Rotifera, Eurotatoria, Adinetida, Adinetidae.